Peromyscus maniculatus bairdii (prairie deer mouse) is the source of this 3993-nucleotide messenger RNA. The record is from RefSeq and is a predicted model, not a curated record. NCBI's taxonomy places the organism in Eukaryota, Metazoa, Chordata, Mammalia, Rodentia, Cricetidae.
AUGUCAGAGCAGAUACUGGCCAAGGCUGGGGCUGCUGGGACACUAGAAGACAUCUGUCACGAUUAUCAGUCUUCACUGGAAGACCUGAAUUUCAAUAGCAAACCGCACAUCAAUAUGCUGACCAUUGUAGCUGAGGAGAACCUGCCCUUAGCCAAGGAAACCAUCUCUGUCAUUGAGGCCCAAAAGGCCAAGGCUCCUUCCUCAGAGAAACUUCCUCUUAUGUACCUUAUGACUUCUAUUGUGAAAAAUGUUGGAAAAGAGUAUCUCACUGCCUUUACUAAAAAUCUAGUUGCAACAUUUACUUGUGUGUUUGAAAAGGUGGAUGGAAAUACAAGAAAAAGAUUAUUUAAAUUACGUUUCACGUGGGAUAAAAUAUUCCCCUUGAAGAAACUUUAUGACUUGGAUGUCAGAGUCAAUUCAAUAGAUCCUGCUUGGCCUAUUAAACCUCUGCUGCCUAAUGUGAAGACAUGUAGCAUCCACGUGAAUCUGAAUUUUUUAAAUAAAUCACCUGAGGAGCCUUCAGCACCUGGUACAGUGGUCAGCUCCCCCAGUAUUUCCACUCCUCCAAUUGUACCUGACAUACAAAAGAAUCUUACUCAAGAACAACUAAUAAGGCAAGAGAUACUUGAAAAACAAAAACAGUUGUUAGAACUUCAGCAGAAAAACCUGGAGCUUCAGAAGGAAAAAGAUGAGCAAAUGAAAUCAUCUGAACACAGGCUGAUUGGAGGUGGAAGUCAAAUCAUAAAUGGCAUUGUGCAAAAACAGGACAUGGUUACACAAGAAUUGGGAAAACAGGGAACAAAACCAGGGAGGUCAAGCACUCAAAAGAGAUCAAGAUCGAGGUCACCUAAGUCUUGGUCACCCAAAGGAAGGCAAAGAAGUAUGUUUUCAACUUUGUCCUCCAAAGCUGGAAAGAUGCAACAGUCAGGACUUACACAGUCACAUAUGGAAGAGUUCCCAGCACCUUCGAGGGAAGAAAGAAAUGUUAAAAGAAGUACUAAGCAGGAUGUUCAAGUUCCCAGACUGCUGAAAAACAUGCAUGAAGAUCAGCCUCAAGAAACUGCAAGUAAACAUUCUAUGAAGUCAGAUGCUGAGCCAAAAGAGAAUAUAGAGAAUUGGCAAAGCUCCAAGUUGGCCAAAAGAAGAAAAUCUGGUUGGGAAGAAAGUCAAAGCUUCCAACAGUGUGAUGACCAGAGUAAAGCACCUCAUCUAAGGCAUGAGGAGAGCUGGUCAAGCACUAAAGGAAUCUUGUCACCUGGAAGCCCAAAGCAGCACUAUCGACCAAGGGUAGAUGCCAAUCUUCAGAUUCCUAAAGAGAUAAGUCUGGCAAGAAAGAGAGAAUUCCUUCAAAGGACAAGUGAACGAUUAGCUUCUGGGGAAAUUUCACAUGCUGAGUUCCUUGUUGUUGUGCAUAAAAUUCAACAGCUCUUUCAGUAUCAACAAGGUGGAGGAGAGGAGCAGAGAUCUCCAUUCAAUGAUGGAUUUCCACUUAAGCGACCUAGAUAUGAAGAUUCAGACAAACCAUUUAUAGAUGGCUCAGCAUCAAGAUUUGCUGCCCUUAAUACAAAUCAGUGGCUUACAGCUUUAGUUGAAGAGGGACCAUUAUUUGAUGGGCCUGGUAGGCCAUCUGUGAGAAGAGAUGGCCCAGCCAAGAUGAUUUUUGAAGGACCUAGCAAAUUAAGCCCUAGAAUUGAUGGACCUCCUACACCAGGUUCUGUUCGGUUUGAUGUGUCACCAGGACAAAUGGGGGGAGGAAGCCCAAUGAGAUUCGAAGCACCACAUGGUCAGUUAGGAGGUGGGUGCCCUUUGAGAUUUGAAGUUUCUCGAGGACCAGUAGCAACACCUCUGUGGUUUGAAAAGACAAUUGUUCGAGGAAGUGGUGGAGGUGGAGGAGGAGGCGGCGGUGGCGGCAGUUUUCGAUUUGAAAGUUCACCUAGUGUGAGUUUUAAGGGAUCUACAGGUGGUUUGGGAUUUGAAGGACCUGGGGGUAAGCCUGUGGGUGGUCUGAGGUCUGAAGGCCCUCAUCGACAGCCUGUGGGCAUUCUUAGAUUUGAUAAUCCUCGAUGUCAGCCUGUAGAUAGACUUAUAAUUGAGGGGGGUCAUGGUCCAUCAGGGGCAGCAAUUAGGUUUGAUGGUCCUGAUGGUAAGCCAGGUGGUACUAUCAGAUUUGAGGACCCUUUGCUACAGCAAGCUGCUGGAAUGAGGUUUCAGGGUCCCCAGGGUCAGUCUGUAGCUGGUCUGAGAUUGGAAGGAUAUAAUCAACUAGGUGGGAACCCUAUUUCUGAGGGACCACAUGGCCAACCAGGUGUUGGGAUCAGGUUUGAAGGACCUUUAGUACAAAAGGGAGGUGGAAUGAGGUUUGAGGGUCCUGAACCAGGAGGUGGCCUGAGAAUUGAAUCACCUCUGGGUCAAGGUGGUCCACGAUUUGAAGGUUGUCACUCUUUAAGAUUUGAUGGACAACCAGGUCUGCCAUCACUUUUGCCAAAAUUUGGUGGAACACAAGGCCAGCCAGGUCCUAGAUUGGAAAGAACUCUUCAGCCAGGUCCACAGAGAUUUGCUGGGCCACGUGGACAGCAGGUUCAACUGAGAUUUGGUAGUGUACCUCAAAGAUUUCAUGGACCACAACAGGAGCAAGCAUCAAGAUCUGAUAUUCCAGCCGGUCUGCAAGGUCACCAACAAGACAAUCAUUGUUCACAAUGGCUUGAAUCUUUCAAUCAGACUGGCCCAUAUAAUGACCCACCUGUCAAUGCUUUGAAUGUUCCAUCUCAAGGACUACAGUUCCAAAAACAUGCACAAAUACUUGAUACACCUCAAGGACCAAAUUUUAAUGGACCUCAAAGCCGUGAAAACCAGAAUUUCCCAAAUGCCCUUACCAGAGCUUCAGGACACUCUUUUGAUGAAAAGAAUCUUCAGAAUUCUCAGUUGGGAAACUUGGGCAAUUUACCUAGUCCAAUGUCAGGAGGAGAUGUUCAGCCAUCUCAACAGGUUCUGACUGGUAUUCCUCAGCCAGUAGCAUUUGGCCAAGGACAACAAUUGUUACCAGUUCAUGCACAGAAUGCAGGAACUUUUAUUCAAAAUCCUUCAGGAGGUCUUCCUAAGGCCUAUCCUGAUCAUCAUCUCAGUGAGGUGGAUGUAAAUGAAUUGUUUUCAAAACUGGUAAAAACAGGAAUUCUCAAAUGGUCACCGCCUGAUUCAGCUAUAACCCAGGUAAAUGAGGUUGAUGCUCAGCGUCCCCCUGAAGAGGGGAAGGAUCAGAAUGAAGAUCAAGAUGCUCCAGAUCUCACUCAUUUUAAAACUGAAGAAUUGAAACGUUAUGACAGUUUCAUACACCUGCUGUACACUGGGAUUCAGUGUUCUUCUUGUGGAAUGAGGUUUCCGACAUCCCAGAGAGAUGUUUAUGCAGAUCACUUGGACUGGCAUUAUCGGCAAAAUAGAAGUGAGAAAGAUGUUAGCAGAAAAGUCACUCAUAAGCAUUGCUACUACAGUUUAACAGACUGGAUAGAAUUUGAAGAAGUAGAUCAUCUGGAAGAACGCAGAAAAAGCCAGUUUUUUGAACUGGUUCAUGAAGAGGUUGUCCUCAAAACUCAGGAGGCUGCUAAAGAAAAGGAGUUCCACAGUGUCCCUGCUGGACCAGCUGGAGCACUUGAGAGUUGUAAAAUCUGUCAAGAACAAUUUGAACAGUCCUGGGAUAGAGAAGAGGAGGAAUGGCACUUAAAAAAUGCUAUUGGAGUAGACGGAAAGAUUUACCAUCCAUCGUGUUAUGCAGGUGACCAAAAUACAUCUUCUUUUGCUUGUACACCAUCUGCCAUCAAGAUGCCAGUUGAAAACCCUUCUAACGUUAUGUUGAACAUUGUCAAAAAUGAAUUGCAAGAACCCUGUGAAAGUCCCAAAGUUAAGGAAGAAACAAUUGAUGCCCCACCAGCCUGUUCAGAAGAAAGUGUAGCAACAACCACUGACAUUAAAACAGAAAAUGAUACAGUUGAGUCAGUUUAA